AUGUCAGUAUUGAAUCAAAGUGGAGAAGAUGCUGUCGAGUGUCCUUUAUGUAUGGAACCAUUGGAGGUGGAUGAUUUGAAUUUCUUUCCAUGCACCUGUGGAUAUCAGAUAUGUCGUUUCUGCUGGCAUAGAAUUCGUACUGACGAGAAUGGCUUAUGCCCUGCCUGUCGAAAAGCCUAUUCUGAGAAUCCUGCAGAUUUUAAACCUCUUAGUAUGGAAGAAAUUGCAAGAUUAAAAGCAGAAAAGAGAUUAAAAGAUCAGCAACGUAAGCAGAGAGUAACAGAAAACCGUAAACAUCUAGCUAAUGUGAGAGUAGUACAAAAAAAUCUAGUGUUUGUAGUAGGAUUACCAUUGCGACUUGCGGACGCUGAUGUAUUAAAACGGCAUGAAUAUUUUGGAAAAUUUGGGAAAAUUCACAAAGUUGUAAUAAAUCAAAGCACUUCCUAUGCAGGGUCUCAAGGCCCUAGUGCUUCAGCUUACGUUACUUAUCAACGUCAAGAGGAUGCACUACGUGCUAUAGAGGCUGUGAAUAAUGUUAUUAUGGACGGACGAACAAUAAAAACGUCACUAGGGACAACAAAGUAUUGUUCACAUUUUAUGCGUAAUCAGCCUUGUCCGAAACCGGAUUGUAUGUAUUUACAUGAUCUUGGGGACCAGGAAGCAUCGUUUACAAAGGAGGAGAUGCAUCAAGGGAAACACCAGGAGUACGAGCGGAAACUUGUGCAAUCGUUAAAUGCAUCGCAUGCAUCUGCUCAACGGAAGCCAACGCCAUCGCCAUCCGUGACAGGUAGUAUCGUUCGAGAAAACGGGACUUCAAAUUCUCAAGCCAAAGAAGCUUGGCCAUCGUUACAGACUGGGCAAACAACUAGUACACAAACAAAUUGUAAAGAAUUAUCACCGCCGUCACAAGCAACAUCACAACCGAACAACAUAACGAAUGGAAGUGGCAUGACAAAUCAACAGAGCCAUGUGUCGUCCGGUGGAUCCACACAUCAACAAAACAAUAACAACAAAGGCGAAAGUAUGAAUUUAAGGAGAGGUAAAAGUAAUAGUGAAAGUAAAGCACAGGCAGCACGGAAUAAACAUAAAAACUGUCAGAAUAAAGAGAAACAUAGUACAAGGACAACUUCACGAUCUGAAUCGAGCUCUAUCGGUGCGCAAAAUGUACAACCACAAAUUAAUGGACAAAAGGAUAUUAGAAAUUUUUCAUCUGAAACAAGUAGUGAUGUAUUACAAAAAUUGGGUAAUAAGUGUAAAUCGGAACAACAGCAACAGCCACAGCAACCAUCGCAACAGCAACAACAACCAUCACCGCCACAACAACAGCAGCAGCAGCAGCAACAACAAAAUAAUAAAGGAUCUAAAUUAGUUCAACAGCAGCAGCAACAGCAACCUCAGGAAGUCAAAAUAAAUGGAAUAGUGCAAAAUGGAGAACGUCGAUAUUCGGAUAGUGAAACAGAUCAACAACGCGAAGGUAGUACACCAGCUAGUACGAUUUCAAGUACAGAAGAUUCAAAUGUGAAUCAACAAGUGGAACAUUUAACAGAAUCAUGUGAGGAGAACAAUGGUGCUGCUAUUUUGGGUUCCUCUCCGGCUAGUACAAAUUCAUCACAAGGUGCCAAUCAACAGCCGCCACCUGGUUUACAUAAUGGAUCUCAAAUGCAACUCAGUCAUCGGUCAAUCUUUCAGGCGGACAAUAACAGCUUCUUCAGUUCAAACACUUUCCAGAAAAUCUCUACCACCACCUCAGUGCCACCUACUUCUUUGACAGCAAACCCAAACCUGAACUGGACAAGCACGGGCUUAGCUUCAAUUCCCGACUCGUUACCAAUAGUUCAAUCAAGCGAAGAUUGGCAAGCGGCUUUCGGUUUUCAACCGGAAACACCACGAACAAAUCACAUUGUACAAAAAUCCAGCCCUUCUAGUUCACCGGGAGUGACAUUCAAUUCUGACGGUUUCGUAGACGAAGAAAUUUACACCAAUCUGCAGUAUACUACUAUUUCUGAACCUUCUGCCAAUUUUACUCAGAGUGUGCUCGUUAAUUCUCCUGCAUCCAAAUUUAUGGCUGAUUUUCAACAAAACUCUUUACAACAGAGGCUUGCUUUGCAGGCUCAACAAAAUCAGGAGAAUUGUGAAUACAUAAAGCAAAAUGGUCAUGCUUCCUUGGAGGAAGUUCGAAAUCAUAAAGAAUCUGGUUCAGACAUAAAAGCUGAUGAUGAUUUAGGAUUUGAUCCGUUCCAUGAAACACAAAAAGCUCUAGCUGAACUUAUGGAGAAUGAAAUGCAAUUACAACAACAGAGGUUGUUUCAACAACAGCAGCAACAGCAAAGAGAACGAGAAGAGCAGAAUAGGGUACAACAUCAACAAAAUAUUGCGAAUCUUGGUCAGCAGCAUUUUCCACAGGUUGCUCAUAUAGCACAUUUACAGCAACAGGCCCAACACUUGCAGAAUCUGCAGGUUCUUCAACAGUCGCAUUCCCUGCUGUCUCGUCUUCCUCAAAAUUUAUUACAAAGUGGUACACCACAAAGUUCUGCUCAGAGUAGCGUGACUGCGGCCAGUUUGGGACAACGUAGUCGUCAUCCACCACCAGGUUUCCCUGGUUCCACACCAAAUCACAUGAAUUCUUUUGGUCUUGGUAUACCGCGACCAGCUCCCACGAACGGUGCUCUUUCGGGAGCGCAACCACCGCAGCAAAAUGCCUAUCUUCCAAAUGGAACCCCCCUUCUGAAUUCGCAAGGUAUUAGUAAAUGCGCAGGUGACGCAGUUUAUACGCUUAAGGAUUGGUGUGAUAUUAAUAACCAGCAGCAACAACAACAAUUUCAUCAUCAAGCAUUACAUCAAAAGGGAGGAUGGAAUAACUUUGGACCUAUUGCGGACUGGACUUCGAUUGAUCCAGCUAUCGUUAGUUCUUCUAGGCCUCUUCCAUUCCAAACUACUAGUACAUGGCAAUUCCCACAUGUUCAUCCCACACAUACCGUUUCACACAAUGCGCAACAGGAACAACAGAACGCACCAACUCAACAUUGGGCAAUGCAACCACCUCCAGGUUUUGCUGCACCAGCGACUACGGGACAACUGAGUAAUCAGCCAAGCACAACUGCACAGCCGCACACCAAACUAAUCUCUGCAGGAUCGGAAAUUGAAAAUCUAUAGAUAAAUAUGAGUACGCGAAAUGUACAACUGUAUGAUAAAAAACAUCCAUACGAGACGAGAUGAAAGUCAGCAGUGAUACAAAAAAAAAUACCCGACAGUCUGUUACGUACGUUUU
Messenger RNA from Dufourea novaeangliae, 3268 nucleotides. RefSeq lists its product as uncharacterized. The transcript has 14 exons. The coding region runs from base 1 to 3153 and encodes 1050 amino acids. The record is from RefSeq and is a predicted model, not a curated record. Gene Ontology annotation, molecular function: RNA binding; metal ion binding; ubiquitin-protein transferase activity. Gene Ontology annotation, biological process: protein ubiquitination. Lineage: Eukaryota; Metazoa; Arthropoda; Insecta; Hymenoptera; Halictidae. Gene Ontology annotation, cellular component: CCR4-NOT complex.